GGUGGGGCCCGCCAUGGGGCUGUGCCUGCCCUGCAUGGGGGGCGCCGUCAAGGACGUGGUGGAGACGCCCGACCCGGAAAUAAAAAGAAGACAGCUAGCAGAAGCUGCUGAAAAGAGGCAGAUGGAGGCUUCCUCUCGAGGUAUUAAGAACGCUUACUCUGUAGAGCAAAAGAAAAAGAAACAGGAAGAAAUAGAAAAAAGAAUUGCAGCUUCAGGUUCUGGAGGAGAAGGAGGACUGAGAUGGCAGGUUGGAUAAAGAGGUAUGGCUUCUGAAGAGAAGAUGGAUGUUUACUGCCAGUAACUUGCCAGUUUCUGCAGCUGAGCAGCACUUACUCAUCAUGUGGCUUUUGCUGUUUGCAUAUGAAGACUCAGCAGUACUUCGCCAUUGUGAAAGGACAGAUAUGGAAACAUACACUAAGAAGCUCAAGAACUAACUCUGAACACUACAUUUUGGCCAAAUUUGUUUGUUUGUUUUAUGUGCAUGCUUUAUUGCUUCCCUGUCAAGGGAGUGAGAUGGUUUUUCUCACAUGGAAGUGGCCUCCUUACCUGUAGUCAGUCAGUAGGUGUACGCUGUCUGGUCAUUUGAUGUAUGUAUGUCUGCUUGUGAUUGCUGCAGAGCUCAGGUGCCCAGGUGUUCUUUUUGAUGCUUAUUUCAAGCUCUACAAUUAAACUUGGACCGAAGUCUUCAUGUAGGAAGUUGUUCAUAAAUAUAUGUAUAUUGGAAUAUGUGGGUGACAGCAUUUCUCUUCAGUUUCCUAAUGACUUUUGAACUGCUUAGGGAUUUAGUGCCUUUUGCAAAGGAGAAAGCAGAUUCAUGGUGGGUCCUUAGAAAUGGAAGCAUUUUGUGACACUAGUUAAAAUAGAGACCUUUAUAAGCCCUGUAUACUUAUAGCAAGAAAGCUGUUUUGUUAUGAGUCUAAUAAUUGUUCUCCUCAUUUUCUCAUGUGGAUUUCUUUUGAGCCUGUAAGUAUUUAUAAUGAAUCCUGGAAGUUAAACAUGCAAUUAAAAAUACUGUUAUUAAUUGUUCUCCUUUAUUGCCACAAGAGGGCAAUGCUGCACUUCUGAGGAUUUUGAGAAACAUAAAAGCAAAAGACUUACUAAGUCAUUUCUUGGAUGGUUCAUUUCCUCAAGUUUCUCUACUAUCUAAGUGGGUUUGUUACAGCACAGUAACAUUUGCCAAAUGCCCAAAGUUCUGUUGCUUUUCUUCUGUAUUCAGCUAUGUCUGUAAUCCUUUUCCCCAGUGAAGCUGCCUUUGAUGAUUUAGAGCUACCUAAACUAUGGUGUUACAACUAGACUUUCAAACUAGGGGCCUCGAGCCACUGCUUGGCUAGAGGAGGGAUGUUUGUUGCAGCAUGAUCAACACUGUGAAUCUAGCUCUUGUUUUCCCCAGAGAGCAUUAUGCUUGGCCUUGGUAUGUUACUGGCCCCAUUUUUGACCUACUUUAGGCUAUGGAGGUUGUGGGGUUUUUUUUUUUUCUUUCAACUACACAUUCUUUUACCUCCCCAAAUAGUGUCUCACACUGUCUUAGGAGCACAGUCCUGACACAAUGAGUUUCCUGGCUUAGCCUUCCGACUUGAGUUGAUAAGGGAGGCUUUUCAAUAUUAAUAUAAUGGUGUUGGAGCUAAAAGGCGGCAUCCUUGGCAAAUGAAUACCUUCAGUUUCCUUUGAUUGCUGGCAAUUGCUCUCUUCAGUGUAUUAAUUGGUUGUAGUGAAUUCAAGUCUUAGAAAAAUGCACUGAAACACAAUAAAAUAUGCUAAACAUCAA
Messenger RNA from Gavia stellata (red-throated loon), 1765 nucleotides. RefSeq names its product small VCP interacting protein (gene SVIP). The record is from RefSeq and is a predicted model, not a curated record. Bases 14 to 256 code for a protein of 80 amino acids. The transcript has 4 exons. NCBI's taxonomy places the organism in Eukaryota, Metazoa, Chordata, Aves, Gaviiformes, Gaviidae. Gene Ontology annotation, cellular component: endoplasmic reticulum membrane. Gene Ontology annotation, biological process: negative regulation of retrograde protein transport, ER to cytosol; positive regulation of autophagy; negative regulation of VCP-NPL4-UFD1 AAA ATPase complex assembly.